This is a messenger RNA of Musa acuminata AAA Group (dessert banana), 2199 nucleotides long. RefSeq names its product UDP-glucuronate:xylan alpha-glucuronosyltransferase 2-like. The record is from RefSeq and is a predicted model, not a curated record. Lineage: Eukaryota; Viridiplantae; Streptophyta; Magnoliopsida; Zingiberales; Musaceae. Gene Ontology annotation, biological process: xylan biosynthetic process. The transcript has 3 exons. The coding region runs from base 369 to 1868 and encodes 499 amino acids. Gene Ontology annotation, molecular function: glycosyltransferase activity.
GCCUUCCCUCAUCAACCCUCCCUCACCCUAUCUUUAAUUCCCCUGCGUCAGCGAUCAUCACCCUUUCUUCCCGCAUCCAACCACACCCAAGGAGCAUGGGCCUUCAUAUAUACUCCUGCGGUGGCCAGCGGCCAACAAACUGUUGACAGCAUGGGCUCGGGAGGCGGGAUGAUGAAGGCUAUCGCAUCAAAAGGUCUCGUCGUCAAGAUCAAUGUAGCCUUGCUCUGCUUCUUCGUCUUCGCCUACGUCGCCCUCUAUGACCACAACGCCACCAAGAUGGUCUCCUGUUCCUUACGAGCCUGCCACAUGAAGAAGGUAAGGUGGAAGGAGUGUCUCGGAGAAAGACUGGGAGAGAGACCCGGACGACGAUGGAGACGGUCCCCAGCUUCCUCAGGACGCUGCUGCAUGGCAGCACCAAGAUCGGGUUGGUGAACAUGGAAGAGGAGCAAGUGUUCGAGUGGGGCCUCGUCGGCAGGGCCACGGCCGUCGACUUCGAGCCGGUCUCCGACAACUUCAAGUGGGAGGACCUGUUCCCGGAGUGGAUCGACGAGGAGGAGGACAACGAGGGUCCGUCGUGCCCCGAGAUCCCGCUGCCCGACCUCUCGCGGUACGGCGAGAUGGAUGCGGUGGUCGCCGAGCUUCCGUGCCGAGCGCGCGACGUAUUCCGGCUACAGGUCCAUCUGGUGGUGGCCAACCUGGCGGCGCGGCGGGGGAGAAGGAACGCCCGGGGGGAGGUGAGGGUGGCGCUCCGGAGCGCGUGCCGGCCGAUGAUGGAGCUGUUCCGCUGCGACGAUCUGGUGGCGAGGGAUGGCGAGUGGUGGAUGUACGAGGCCGAGGCGUGGAGGUUGGAGGCGAAGCUGGCGCUGCCGGUUGGCUCCUGCAACCUGGCCUUGCCACUGUGGGAGAAAGGAACGGACGUGGUUUACGAUGCGUCGAAGCUCGCCGGACCGGCGAGCCCCCGCCGUCGGGAGGCCUACGCCACCGUUCUCCACUCCUCCGACAUGUACGUGUGCGGCGCCAUCGCCCUCGCCCGCAGCAUCACCAGAACCGGCUCCACCCGCGACCUCGUCCUGCUGCACGACACCUCCAUCCCCCACGACAAGCUGCAGGCACUCGUCGCCGCCGGGUGGACGCUCCGCCAGAUCGAGCGCAUCCGCAACCCGCGUGCUCGGAAGGGCACCUACAACGAGUACAACUACAGCAAGCUCCGCCUCUGGCAGCUCACCGAUUACCACGUGGUCGUCUUCAUCGACGCCGACGUCCUCGUCCUCCGCAACCUCGACCUCCUCUUCCACUUCCCUCAGAUAUCCGCCACCGGCAACGACGGCGUCAUCUUCAACUCCGGCGUCAUGGUCAUCGAGCCAUCGAACUGCACCUUCAACGCACUGAUGGCACUCCGGGAGGACGUGGUCUCGUACAACGGCGGCGACCAGGGCUUCCUCAACGAAGUCUUCGUGUGGUGGCACCGCCUGCCGAGGCGGGUGAACUUUCUGAAGAACUUCUGGUCCAACACCACGGCGGAGGCGAGCAUGAAGAACCACCUCUUCGCCGCCGACCCGCCGGAGUUGUACUCCAUCCACUACCUCGGCAUCAAGCCAUGGAUGUGUUACAGGGAGUACGACUGCAACUGGAACAUAGGAGACCAGCGAGUUUACGCGAGCGAUGCGGCGCACGCGACGUGGUGGAAGCUGCAUGACGAGAUGGACGAGGGGCUGCGGAAGUUCUGCGUGUUUUCUGAGAAGAGGAGGGAGCAGCUGGAGCAGGAACGACGGCAGGCGGCAGAGUUAGAGUUUGGGGAUGGCCACUGGAGGUUGAAGACACCGUCGGACAGGAGGAACGUGACAAAAGGAGUGAGCAAUUUGGUUUAACUAUUAUCAGCAGGCAUUACCGUUGAUCUUGCUCACCCUCUUCUCGGGGAUAAUUAGAGUUCGAUAGAGUUCAUAUACAUCAUGUGCUUGUAUCAGAUAAAGCUCAGAGGAGAAAGUAUACAUCCCUCAGUUCUCCAUAAUGUUCAUUAUGCUUUGCUUGAAACACUGGUGGAAAGUCGAGGAUGCGUUACUUCCUCGUCUCUGUUCACCGGUCACAAAAUUAACCAGGCCUGCACGGCAAGGUUGGAUCAUUUAUUUGCCACUGCUUCCGAGAGUAUAGCAGCCAUCGUAAGACAGGAAGAGAAGGUGAGUACAACUUUGGUGACUGUCA